GCUAACGCAGUCGUCCCUCAUAGGUGCCAACCUGCUCCUUUUCACGUACCCGUGCUGUGGGUCAGCGACCGCCGUCCUGGGUCGUUGGGAGAGGCGGAGGCGGAGGGGGAUGCGUCGUCCUCGUCCUUCUUGGAUUCUGGGUCCGCUGUCGUAGGCAGGGACUGUCGCGUCCCUCUCUUCCUAAAAUGGCCAAUUUCUCCAGCGAGGACGAGGCUCGGCUGCAGUCCAUGCUCAGGCAGUUACUGCAGAGCGUGAAGGAAAAAAUCACGGGCGCUCCCUCCCUUGAGUGCGCGGAGGAGAUCCUCUUGCACCUGGAGGAAACGGAUGAAAAUUUUCACAACUAUGAAUUUGUGAAAUAUCUUAGACAAUAUAUAUACAGUACUCUGGGGGCUAUGAUUGAGGAAGAAAUGGAAAAAUGUACCUCAGAUCAGAAUCAAGGUGAAGGAUCUGGCUAUGAUACUCUUGUUCAACAUGUUACUAAAGUAACCCAGGAAUCUAAAGAGUAUAAAGAAAUGAUGCAUUCCCUGAAGAAUGUCAUGAUGGUUGUGGUGGAAUCUUUAAUUAGCAAAUUUGAAGAAGAUCAGAUACGAAAUAAGGAGGUACAGAAGAAAACCGUAAAGGAGAAAUGCAGUAAUUAUUGCACUGACAAUUGCUCUGACAGUGACUCUUCAUUUAAUCAGAGUUAUAAAUUUAGUCAAGGAAAAUUACAAUUACUUUUAGAACAACUGGACCCUGGGCAACCUAAAGAGGUGCGACUUGAAGCAAUACAAACAUUGUGCUCUGCUCCUCCUUCUGAUAUAUUAAAUUGUGAAAACUGGACUACUCUUUGUGAAAAACUUACAAUAUGUCUUUCAGAUCCUGAUCCAGCAUUUAAUGAUCGAAUUUUGAAAUUCUGCGCACAGACGUUUACUCUUUCACCACUGCAUAUGACCAAAGAAAUUUAUACAAGCUUAGCCAGACAUUUGGAAUUAUAUUUCCUUUCGGGUGAAAACCAUAUUCCUACUCUGUUGACUGGGGUAGAUGUUACACAUCCUAAUGUGAUCCAUUUACUUAAAAAGGUGCGCCUUCUAAAUGAAUAUCAAAAGGAGGUUCCAUCUUUUUGGAUUCGUCACCCAGAGAAGUAUAUGGAAGAAAUUGUGGGGAGUACUCUGUCACUAUUAUCAAUUCAGCAUGACCAAAGUUUACUUGUCUCACAAAAGAUUUUGGAUCCAAUCUAUUUUUUGGCAUUACUUGAUGUCAAGGCUGUGUGGUUCAAAAAAUGGAUGCAUGCAUAUUAUAGCAGAACUGUGGUAUUACGACUUCUUGAAAAAAAAUAUAAAUCUGUGAUAACGUCAUCAGUUCAACAGUGCAUUCAGUAUUUUGAAUCAUGUGAAAAUAUGAGAUCUGACGAAAAUUUGAUAUGUCCCAAACAUUGUGGGAAUAAGCAGAAGACUUUCUAUUCAGGACAAGAAUUACAAUAUAUUUAUUUUGUUCACUCACUAUGCCUGUUAGGAAGACUAUUGAUCUAUACACAAGGCAGAAAACUAUUUCCUGUAAAACUGAAUAAUAGAAAAGAUUCAGUAUCCCUUACAGAUCUGCUGGUAUUGUUUACCCGCCUUAUCUAUUACUCUCCAAGUUGUCCAAAAAUGACAGCAACAGCACAUGCAGAGGACUAUUCUCCAGCAAGUUUGGUGACUGAAGUACUACGGAUACUGUGUGAUCAAAAAGAGUGUGCAACUGAGUGUUUAUAUAAGAGCCCGGUGAUAGAUGCAUUUCUUGAACCUAUUCAUAAUUUAAUGAAAGAAACUGAGGCUGCUCCAAAUUGUUCUGAAACAGCUUUAAUUCAUAUAGCUGAUGUUUUGGCAAGAAUUGCUUCUGUGGAAGAAGGUCUUUUUUUACUUCUUUAUGGAGAAAGCAUGAACUCUUCUAAGGAUGAAAACCCCACAGGUGCUCAUUUAAUUGCCCAGUUUUCAAAGAAGCUUCUUGAUGAGGAUAUUUCUGUGUUUUCUGGAUCUGAGAUGUUGCCUGUGGUUAAAGGAGCUUUCAUUUCAGUAUGCCGCCAGAUGUAUAGCACCUGUGAAGGUCUUCAGGUGUUAAUUCCUUAUAACUUGCAUGACUCUAUUGCUAAGGCUUGGAAAAAGACCAGCUUGCUUUCAGAAAGAAUUCCUACUCCUGUAAAAGGUUCUGAUUCUGUUUCUUCAGUAAGCCAGGAGUCUCAAAAUAUUGUGGCAUGGGAAGAAAAUUUAUUAGAUGACUUGCUAAAUUUUGCUGCUACUCCAAGAGGACUACUACUUCUUCAGAAAACAGGUUCUAUCAAUGAUUGUGUGACAUUUAUGUUCAACCAGUAUGCAAAAAAACUGCAGGUCAGUAGGCAUAAAAAGUUUGGAUAUGGAGUGGUGGUUACACAAGUGGCAUCAACGUCUGCAGGUGCAGCAGCUCUACGGAAUUCAGGGUUUAUUAAUGCACUUAUAACUGAAUUAUGGGCCAUUUUGGAAUGUGGAAGAGAUGACGUUAGAGUAACACAUCCCAGACCUACUCCAGUGGAUCCCAUUGACCGAAGCUGUCAAAAGUCUUUUCUAGGACUGGUAAAUUUAUUAUCCUACCCUGCUGUUUAUGAACUGAUAGGCAACCAGGAUAUUCCAAAUAAAUCAGAAUAUUCACUUCGUGAAGUUCCUACAUGCAUAAUUGAUAUUAUUGAUAGACUUAUCAUUUUGAAUUCUGAAGCCAAGAUACGAUCAUUAUUCAACUAUGAACAAUCACAUAUUUUUGGUCUGAGGUUAUUAAAUGUAUUAUGCUGUGAUCUAGAUACCCUUCUGCUUUUAGAGUCUCAGUACCAAGUGUCUGCAGUGCUGUUAAAUGCUCAAGAGGAAAAUGUUUUGGAGAUCGAUGGAGGCCAGAGGGACUUUAUAAUUGAUGGCCUGUCAGUAGAAAGAAAUCAUGUUCUUGUUAGAAUAAAUCUUAUUGGUGGACCUUUAGAACGGAUUUUACCACCCAGGGCACUACAAAAGGGUAAUGAUCCAUAUCCUUGGCCAAUGUUUUCAUCAUGCUCUUUACCAAACUCCUAUCUUUCACAAGUUACUAAAAGAGUUGAUCUAAAACAAGAUAAUGAUAUUGGGAAUCUUUUAUCGCUUUUCAAAAUUUCUGAUAAACAAGCUGAAUGGGUAGAGAACUGCAGAGUACAAUUUUGCCAAACUAUGAGGACCAAACCUAGUAUCAUCAGUGGAGAAGUUUUGGCAGAAUUGCUUGAAAAGUUUGUGUUGGAUCUCACUGAAAACCCAUUUGACUGCUAUUUUCCUGCUGUUGAAUAUAAAGCUAUUGAUGCAAAUGUGAAGAAUGAAAGUCUUUCAUCUGUGCAGCAGCUUGGCAUUAAAAUGACUGUCAGUGCAUGUCUCAUUUUAAAUGUUUGGUGGGUUUUAUGUAGAUAUGGUAAAUUCCUUAAUCUACUCAAAGAUGGUGCUGAAAAUGAUCUCACUUUGGUGUUGAAGCAUUCUGAGAGAUUUCUGAAGCAGCAGCAAGCAGCAAUAAAAUCUUCACUUCGUUGCCUACAGGGACGUUACCCUGGCCAUGAUUGGUUUGUGUCCUCUUUGUUCCUUAUAAUGUUGGGUGACAAAGAGAAAACACUAAUAUUUCUGCAGAAAUUCUCUAGGCUGCUAACUUCUGCAUUUCUCUGGUUGCCAAGACUGCAUAUUUCUAAAUACCUACCUACUGAUAUCUCAGAGUCUGGCAUACAUCCCAUAUAUUUUUGUGGUGCUCAUUAUAUUGAAAUGUUGUUGAAAACUGAGGUUCCACUUGUCUUUUCAGCUUUUCACAUGUCUGGAUUCACCCCAUCACAGAUUUGUCAGCAGUGGAUCACUCAGUGUUUCUGGAAUUACUUGGAUUGGAUUGAAAUCUGUCACUACAUUGCCACUUGUAUCUUUCUUGGUCCUGAUUACCAGAUAUACAUAUGUAUAUGUAUAUUAAAACAUUUGCAGCAAGACAUUCUAAAGCAUUCGCAGUCUCAGGAUUUACAGGUUUUUCUUAAAGAGGAAGCACUUCAUGGAUUUCGGGUGAGUGACUACUUUGAAUACAUGGAAAACUUGGAACAGAACUAUAGGCCCAUGCUACUGCAAGACAUGAAGAACAUUCGAGUGCAAAGCACGUAGCUCCAGAGAACUAGCAUUUCAAUUCCAUGUUUUAGUUGUUCUUAAAAGGCUACUGAUUGUUUCAUAUUGGUAUCCAUAAAAAUUCACGCUUUGUGAAUGCACAUAUUGUAAAAUCAAUAAUGAGGGGUUUGUGAAUAGAAUAGUAUUUUCAAGAAGGCAUUAUCUCAAUUGGUGACCUGAAAUGAAUUCAUUUUUCUAGGCUGGUUUACAAUUGCCAGUAGAUUGCUUUAGUGCCAGCCCUAGGUUACUUGCGGUCUUUGUUUGUGUUUUCUUUGAGUGCAUCCUAAACUAUACCACCUUAUUCCAAUCUGGUCUUUGUCAUCUAACUCAAAUAAUUCUAAUGAGUUUGGUAAUAAAAAGCAAUAUUGAAAAUAAUCAUCUUGCAAGCCUGUAUGUGUCCAUAGAGAUAAGACAAUUGUUUUCUGUAUUCAUGGUCCUCAUGUGAAGAAGCAGAGGGGAGGGGUGCACUACUGUUUCAUUGCCUAAUUAUUUUCUAAAAGUUGGUAGGUGAUACCUAGAUCCAUGAAUAAAUUUUCAUAUGAAAAUCUCUACCUUUCUUACUUCAAAGUUAAAUUGGUUGUUCUAUCCUGAUGAACAUUCUACUGUUGUUCUUUGACAUGUUUUCUGUAGUGAUUAAUCUGAUUUGGAUUUCAUUUGAAGCAAGAAAUUAAAGCAUUGAUUUCUGAAUUAA
Molecule: messenger RNA, 4812 nt
Organism: Phascolarctos cinereus (koala)
Lineage: Eukaryota; Metazoa; Chordata; Mammalia; Diprotodontia; Phascolarctidae
Source: RefSeq, a predicted model, not a curated record